Lytechinus variegatus (green sea urchin) is the source of this 1769-nucleotide messenger RNA. RefSeq lists its product as uncharacterized. Gene Ontology annotation, cellular component: nucleus. The coding region runs from base 263 to 1225 and encodes 320 amino acids. NCBI's taxonomy places the organism in Eukaryota, Metazoa, Echinodermata, Echinoidea, Temnopleuroida, Toxopneustidae. The transcript has 3 exons. The record is from RefSeq and is a predicted model, not a curated record.
AAGUUACCCAUUUAAUUGAGCGCUAAUGUACCUCCAAAUUCGUAUUCUGAAAACUCUGUUAGCGCUCAAUUAAGUCCCUUUAGGCCACUCCCCACUAAAACUGGUUUGACCAAUCAGACGCGCUCUUACAAUGUAGAAUCGUCUGCUUUACGCGCUGCGUCUUUCCCGUGUACAGACACCGCGGUGCGGUUACCCUGUUGUUGUUGUACUGUGUACAAAACGCGUUGAACAUACACAAGGAUUAUCUAUUACACUCACGGGUAUGACCUAUCGUCAUCUCUCUCUUCUUUCCGCUGCAUUCUCCGUCGGUUUACAUAGUGUUUCAACAAAAAAGCUUCUUUUUGCAAGGUUUCGAUCUCAUGCAGUUAUGCCGAAAGAAAAGUCAAAAACCAACAGGAGAAGUGAGAAUUUCACUCAAGAUGAGAUAGACAUCCUGAUUAGAGAGUGCAUAUCAAGAAAAGGGACUCUUUGUGACCCCAUCAGUGCAAAUUUGACACAUAGUAUGAAAAUGCAAGCAUGGAACAAUAUUUCAGAGGCAGUUAGCUACGCUGCCGGAAACCAGCGAUCCGUCGAGGAGCUGAGGGUCAAACUUAGCAACCUAAAAUCCACUGUCAAAAAGGCCUACAACAAACGGAAGCGAUUGAUGGGGGGUACUGGAGGUGGACCACCACCCGCUCCUCUCGAGCAGUGGCAAGAUUUGUUGAUCGAUUUUAUGGGUCAAGAGGCGCUUGAUGGAGUAAUCGGCGGAGUCGAGACACCGACAGGUUUCUCAGAGAGAUCAGCAGACACUUCAAGUUCAAAUAAGGCAUGCGAAUUAGGGGCUCUUACAACUUUAGCCAGCCUAGCAACUGGCAGAAAGAAGAUGUCGGAUCCCAAGUCCAUGGCGGAUACAUCCAUCGAAUAUGAAGAGACUGCUUCUAAUUCUUCUCAAUCUGCAUCUUCAUCCAAAUCUAAGUCAUCUACUCCAGAGAAAUUACAAUCAAGAAAGUCACCAUGCAAGCCAGAGACGAAAGCAAUGGCUGAGUGGCUCGAGACUGAAAAGGAGAGGCUUUCCCUGAAGCGACAGAAGAUUGAUGAACAAGUUAGACACAACACAAGAAUGGAGGAGCUAGCAGCAGAACGGCUCACUGUGGAAAAGGAGAAGAGAGAUAUGCUCAGGUUCCUCAUAACAACCUUUUCUAGUACCACAAAUACCGUCCAGUUACUUCCUGCAAAUUAUAUCUGAAAUCAUCAACGGAUCAUCAGAACUCAGGAGUAUUCAGCACUUUUAACUCCAAAUUCUGUGAUGUCAAUUUGCAAUCAGCAUGUCACCCAAUAGACUAUAUACUUUCAACCAGCGACUUAUUAGAAACACAUAAAUUAAGAGGGAUCUAUCUUACAUGUUGGAUCAGCUUGGUUGACUCAAACUUGACUGUAUGUGAGUUUAGUAAGUAUUACAAUUGUGGGGUAGCUGUGCUUUUUAUAUGUAAUGUUUUGAAAUAGAUCAUAAAGAAUUUGAUUAUAAAAUCAUUCCCUAUAAAGUGUACAUAAAUUGUUACAGAAAAAUAAAACAAGCACAUUGCAGGAAAUGUAAUCAAAUUGGACGUACAUGUAAAUUUUAAUCUUAUUGCUCUAAAGUUUGGUAUAAUUUCAAAAGAGUGUUGUACAACACGACUAAUGUGCAAACAAAGCGUGGAAUGUCAUGGCCCAGUGGAUUUGUCUCCGGACUUUGAAACAAAGGGUCAUGGGUUCGAAUCACAGCCAUGGCGUAAAUUCCUUCUGCACUUGAC